Molecule: messenger RNA, 1539 nt
Organism: Talaromyces stipitatus ATCC 10500
Lineage: Eukaryota; Fungi; Ascomycota; Eurotiomycetes; Eurotiales; Trichocomaceae
Exons: 3
Coding region: 1-1539 (512 amino acids)
Cellular component (GO): mitochondrion
Molecular function (GO): FAD binding; sulfide:quinone oxidoreductase activity
Source: RefSeq, a predicted model, not a curated record
AUGGCUAGCCUUAUCAGCGAGUCGGCCGAAUCGGGUCGCUCAAUCAGCCCACACACCCGAAUACGGGCAGGAACGGAGGGGAAGUCCGGACAUGCCAGAAAAAGAGAAGGCGCGGCCCCACAUAUAAAAGUGCAAGCAGGGGAAGGAGCUCGAGUGCCGACUGAGUAUAAAUCUCUUCUCUUUCCUCCUUCGCUUCUUGUCCUCAAAAUGUUUACACACCGCACGGCGACCGCCGCCACAAAAGCGAUCCCCUCGAUUCGAAACUUCGCAACAGCGUCGCCCGCCGCAACUGCUCGUAAUCACAAAGUUGUCGUCGUUGGUGGUGGCUCUGCCGGUUUGACCAUCAGCCAUCAGCUUCUGCGACAUGGCAAGUUUUCCCAAGACGAUAUCGCUGUUGUGGAUCCGGCGACAUGGCAUCAUUACCAGCCAGGGUGGACUCUAGUUGGAGGAGGUUUGAAGACAAAGGAAGAGCUCCGAAGACCAAUGAACAGCCUGUUGGAUCCCAAGCUGAAGUUCUACAACGAUGGAGUCGCCUCUUUCGCGCCCGAAGAUAACUCAGUCACACUAAGCAAUGGCGGCAAACUCAACUACGAUCACCUUGUCGUCGUGCCUGGUAUCACCAUCAACUAUGAUAGCAUCAAGGGCUUACCGGAAGCUCUUGCAGAUCCAGACGCUCUAGUAUCAUCUAUUUAUGGCUACGAAACCUGCGAUAAAGUUUUUCGUACCGUGAAAAAACUACAGGGAGGAGACGCCAUUUUCACACAACCCUUGGGUAUCGUCAAAUGUGCGGGCGCUCCGCAAAAAGCCAUGUGGUUAGCAUUGGAUCAUUGGAAAAGAGCUGGCCUCUACAAUCCUCAAAAUACAGCUGCUUCACCGAUAAAAAUAAGUUUCGCUACCAGUCUUCCUGGUAUGUUUGGUGUUCCGAAAUACAGCGCCAAACUUGACGAGCUGCGUAAGCAGCGGGGCGUCGAGGGCUUGUUCCAACACGAUCUUGUCGCCAUCGAGGGUAACACCGCUGUCUUCAACCGUCUGGACACCAAAGACCAAGUCAAAAGACACUUCGAUUUCUUGCAUGUCGUUCCAAAGAUGGGUCCCCACGCGUUUGUCAAGAACAGCCCUUUGGCGGACCAGGCUGGAUGUGUGGACGUCAAUCAAGCGUCUUUGCGCCACAACAAGUACUCUAACGUCUGGUCCGCAGGUGACGCUUCGAGUCUUCCCACCUCGAAGACUGCUGCAGCCAUCACUUCCCAAGCACCUAUUCUCGUUCAAAACUUAUUAUCAGUUAUGGAUGGCAAAGAGCCAGUGGCAACAUAUGACGGUUACACCUCGUGCCCGUUGCUGACUCAGUACGGAAAAGUACUCCUCGCCGAAUUCAAGUAUGGUGGAGAACCGAAAGAAACUUUCGGACGCCUAUUCGGCAUUGAUCAGGCAGAGCCUCGCCGUGCGUUCUAUUACAUGAAGAAGGACUUUUUCCCUUGGGUAUAUUACAAGUCAAUGGUGAAGGGAACGUGGGCUGGACCCAAAGGCUUUAUUAACUAG